Molecule: messenger RNA, 3805 nt
Organism: Vicugna pacos (alpaca)
Lineage: Eukaryota; Metazoa; Chordata; Mammalia; Artiodactyla; Camelidae
Gene: ZNF449
Product: zinc finger protein 449
Biological process (GO): regulation of transcription by RNA polymerase II
Molecular function (GO): RNA polymerase II cis-regulatory region sequence-specific DNA binding; DNA-binding transcription factor activity, RNA polymerase II-specific
Source: RefSeq, a predicted model, not a curated record
UAGGUGGCUCUACCCAGACGACAACAUAAAGAGAGAAAUUAGAAUCUGCCACUUCUGGACCCAGAUAAAUUGUACACUGCUGGAAGGGCGCGAUGGCUGUGGCCCUGGGUUGUGCAAUCCAGGCCUCCUUGAAUCAGGGCUCGGUGUUUCAAGAGUAUGAUACUGACUGUGAAGUCUUCCGCCAGCGCUUCCGGCAGUUCCAAUACAAGGAAGCAGCCGGGCCUCAUGAAGCUUUCAACAAACUCUGGGAGCUUUGCUGUCAAUGGCUGAAGCCAAAGAUGCGUUCUAAGGAACAGAUCUUGGAGCUGCUGGUGUUGGAACAAUUCCUAACAAUUCUGCCCACCGAGAUCGAGACCUGGGUGAGGGAACAUUGCCCAGAGAACAGAGAAAGAGUUGUGUCACUGAUAGAAGACUUACAGAGAGAACUUGAGAUACCAGAGCAGCAGAUCGAGAGGCAGGAAAUGCUCUUGGAAGAACUGGCACCCGUGGGAAUGGCACCCAUACCACCAAACAUCCACCUGGAGUCACCCCCACUCCAAGUCAUGGGACCUGCCCCAGAGGUCCCAGUGGCAGAGGCGUGGAUCCCACAGGCAGGGCCGCAGGAGCUGAGCUUUGGCGCUGCAGGGGAAGGCCAGCCCUUUCUGGACCCUGGAUAUCCGAUACCAAAACUUGAUGUGAGCUUUCCAUUGGAGCCUAGAGAAGAGGCAUGGGUGAAGGAACUACAAGAGUCCAAAGAAAUUAAACAAUUACUCGAUUCCAAGUUAGGGUUUGAGAUUGGGAUAGAAAAUGAAGAAGAUACUUCAGAAAAACAGAAAAAACUGGAGGAUAUGUAUCCAUUUAUUGUUACUUUAGAGGGGAAUGCUCUUCAUGGUCCUAUUUUGCAAAAAGACUAUGUACAGUUAGAAAAUCAAUGGGAACCACCCCCAGAGGAUUUACAGACAGAUUUAACAAAGCUGGUAGAUCAGCAGAACCCGUCUGCAGGAGAGAAACCUGAGAGCUCCAGCUUGGAAGAACCUCUCAACCCCAGGCCUCAGAAGAAAAAGAGUCCAGGAGACAAACCUCACCGAUGUUCCCAGUGUGGGAAAUGUUUUGCUCGGAAGUCCCAGCUGACAGGGCACCAGAGAAUUCAUUCAGGAGAGGAACCUCAUAAGUGCCCGGAAUGUGGGAAAAGAUUCCUUCGUAGUUCAGACCUUUACAGACACCAGCGACUCCAUACAGGGGAGAGACCCUAUGAAUGCACUGUGUGUAAAAAGCGAUUCACUCGGCGGUCACACCUCAUAGGGCACCAGAGAACCCAUUCUGAAGAAGAAACAUAUAAAUGCCUUGAGUGUGGGAAAAGCUUUUGUCAUGGAUCAAGUCUUAAAAGACAUCUGAAAACUCAUUCGGGUGAAAAACCUCAUAGGUGUCCUAAUUGUGGGAAGAGUUUCAGUAGGCUGACAGCUCUGACUUUGCACCAGAGAACUCACACCGAAGAAAGACCUUUUAAAUGUAAUUAUUGUGGGAAAAGCUUUAGACAGAGACCAAGUCUUGUUAUUCAUUUAAGAAUUCAUACAGGGGAGAAGCCGUACAAGUGUAGUCAUUGUUCUAAAAGCUUCAGGCAGAGAGCAGGUCUUAUAAUGCAUCAAGUCACUCACUUCAGAGGACUUCUUUAAGAAUUGUUAAAGUAAACAAGUCCUACAGAAAUUGACAGUAACUAAAAAAAAAAAUCUUAAACCUGCAGCAGCCUGUUUGUCUUGGAAGAAUCUUUCUUCUUUUUUUUUUUUUUGAAGGGAGGUGCUGGGGACUGAACCCAGGACCUUGCACAUGCUAACCACGUGCUCUACCCCUGAGCUAUACCCAUCCCCAGAGAAUCUUUCUGUUUGAGCUUAUAGGAACAGCUUUUUUUUUUCCUACUUUAAAAACCCAUCUUCCAAGACAUACAAGUUCUAGACUAUCCAUCUACUCUUGCAGCUUUCCUAGAUUUGAUUUAUCCUGUCUCUACAACUCUUUUUUUCUUAUUACAUUGAACAUUUCUGUGAACCAAGCCAACCAUAUCAUAAAUGUAAGCAUAAAACUGAUGGCAAUCCUUUGGAGUGUAGCAUUAAUAUAAUGGAUAAUCAUAUCUAUCUGACAUAUCUAUUAUAGCAGCGCCAUAAUUCUGCUGUCAUUAGUAAAGGUAAUUAAAUUAGUCCAAAGCUUUAUGUGUGCCCCAAGUGGCAAGAAAGGAGACAGUGUAUUUUGUCAAAUAAUAAAAAUGUGUUAGGAACACGUGGAUGAAGAGGAUGCCAUUUGCCUGGUAUGUACUGGGUUCUUUCCCUUGAAAAUUUUAUUUUUCGAGAAAUGUAAAUUUUAAUCUUUACUCUUGAACUUUGCAAAGUUUGCUAGUCUCCUUAGUUGACAGUCUGGGAUGAUGCCACUUAGAGCUGAGUAUUUGAUGAUUUAUAUUGUCCCCAGAAUGAGUCAGCUUCUGGUGGAAGAAUCCAUUUGACAGUUGAAGUCAUACAAGUAGAAUCUCAUUUAAUUUAGAUGGACUGAGGAACCAGCGUCCAUUGCCUUUUACUCUCCUCUGCUAUUUCAACUGUGUGUCUCUCAGUGCUUUUAAAUUUUACUCAUUCUUUAAUUCAGUGUCUCCCUAAGUGUGUGUCAUAGAACAUCUAGUUCUAGAAGAUGUUCUGCCAAUAAGUUUGGGAGUCCCUCCUGGCUGUCUCCGCUUUCUAGACUCACAGUGCUCAUCAGCAUAUGAGAAUUCCAAGAGGUCCUCCCGUAAAGGCGGAAAAAGCACCUCUUUUGGCUCAGUGUUUUACAAUCCUGUUUGACCCCAGAACCCUUUUUCAUGUAUACCCAGUAAUAACCCACAGAGCUAGUAUUCUGAAAAUAUUCUUUGGACCACACUGCCUUUAACAAAUAUUUCUCUAACUAUCCAUAUAGUCUUGUUGUUCCCAAGCCUAGUUAUCUCCAGUUGCUUCAAGGAUGUUAUGAGAAACUCUUUACACACGUAUAUUUUUUAUAUAACACACACAUCAUUUCAGGAGGUGAGGGUCACUAAUUCAGAUAUUUAUAAGUUGCUCAGUGAUUCUCAACCUCUUUGAAUUUUACUUAUAAUCUCUCUCUCUCUCACACACACACGUUGCUACUUAUAUAAAUGUUCUCAUAUAAUAGCAGUAAUGACUCAAGUUCCUAUAGCAAGGGAAGAACUCUCUUUAUCAGUUAAAACUGUUAAUACAUGAAAAUAUUCAUUCAGCCUAGUUCCUGUUAUAAAAUACAAGAAAUAGGACAUUCAAGUAUUUUCUUUUAUGAAGAUACCAGUCAUCCUUCCCUUAACUAGUGUUAGGGAAAGUAUAUUUUCUUCUAUUCCAUUGAAGUUCUUGGAAAUGAUAUUUAAGAUGAGUAUUUUGGAGGUAUCUACUAUGUGCCUAACUAGUCCUGUUCAAGGCUUAAUGGAAACUAGUAAAGAAAUUAAUUCAUAAAGGGUUUAUCAUAUGCUUAGUUAAACAAGAGUUGGGAAGCAAAUGGAGAACAACGCAAGAGAGUUUGUAAUUAAGUGCCAAAUCAUAUCAAGUGCUAGAGCCAGGGUGUGUCUUUAAUUUUUGUCAUCCAGGUCCCAGUCUGCUGCUGCUUUAAGUUGGGGGAUACAACUGAGAUCCCAGUAGCAAUAAACAUGGAACUUGGGAAGAGUCUGAAUGUAGAGAUGAAAACUACCGAAUGUAACGGCUUCUCUUUUCUCUCUUGUGGAAUUGCAUUCAAACCAGAACAGUGCCUUAGAAUGGAUGUGCCCAACUGCUCUGUAUCUAUGCAAUAUUUUAAUAAAGUGGAAACGUCUAUGCUC